Molecule: messenger RNA, 1735 nt
Organism: Cajanus cajan (pigeon pea)
Lineage: Eukaryota; Viridiplantae; Streptophyta; Magnoliopsida; Fabales; Fabaceae
Gene: MTP11
Product: Cation efflux family protein
Biological process (GO): monoatomic cation transport; transmembrane transport
Cellular component (GO): membrane
Molecular function (GO): manganese:proton antiporter activity
Source: RefSeq, a predicted model, not a curated record
AAUGAAUCCCACUUUCACGGUUCAAAAAUCUUCUACGGCUGUUGCUUGCUAUAACUAGCAUCAACCACAACUACUUUCUUCGGUUCAGCUUCCGUUCUUUCGCUUACGCAAAACGGCGCCGUUUUGGCCAAGCUCUCCAGCGACCGGAAAAUGGUGGAGCCGGUGGAGCUUCGCGGCGAGGAGCAGCUCUCGCUGCUGUCGGAUUCGAGCAAUGGCGACCGGUCGUGGCGGCUGAACUUCGACGGGUUUCAGCUUUCUUCGAAGCACACGGAGAAGCAAGUGAAACCCCCUCGCGGACUCCAUGACUGUUAUGGCGUUCUAGGUCAAGAAGAUAAUAUUGCGGAGUACUAUCAGCAGCAGGUUGAAGUGCUCGAGGGCUUUACUGAAAUGGAUGCCUUAGCAGAGCGUGGUUUUAUUCCUGGAAUGUCAAAGGAGGAGCGAGACAAGUUAGCAAGGAGUGAGACGUUUGCCAUCAGAUUGUCAAACUUCGCAAACAUGGUUCUUUUUGUUGCCAAAGUUUAUGCAUCAAUCAAAAGUGGUUCCCUAGCCAUCAUUGCAUCCACUUUAGACUCACUUCUUGACCUCCUUUCUGGAUUCAUCCUAUGGUUCACUGCAUUUUCCAUGCAAACACCAAACCCAUAUCAGUACCCUAUAGGGAAGAAACGUAUGCAACCAUUGGGAAUUCUUGUUUUUGCCUCUGUUAUGGCUACACUGGGACUGCAAAUAAUCUUGGAAUCUGUCCGCACAUUAAUAUCAUCUGAAAAUGCAUUCAACUUGACCAGGGAACAAGAGCGUUGGGUCGUGGGUAUUAUGCUUUCAGUGACUUUGGUGAAAUUCCUGCUGAUGGUUUAUUGCCGCUCUUUUACUAAUGAGAUUAUCAAAGCCUAUGCCCAGGAUCACUUUUUUGAUGUGAUCACUAAUGUCAUCGGCCUUAUUGCUGCACUUUUGGCAAAUUAUGUUGAUGAUUGGAUGGAUCCUGUUGGUGCUAUCAUUCUGGCUUUGUAUACCAUUCGCACAUGGUCGAUGACAGUGUUGGAAAAUGUGAAUUCCCUGGUUGGAAGAUCGGCAGCACCAGAGUAUCUUCAGAAACUUACAUACCUAUGCUGGAACCACCACAAGGCUGUGAGGCACAUUGAUACCGUUCGGGCAUACACAUUUGGGUCUCACUACUUUGUUGAGGUUGAUAUUGUCCUGCCAGCAGAUAUGCCCUUACAAGAGGCUCAUGAUAUUGGGGAAUCAUUGCAAGAGAAGCUUGAACUUUUGCCAGAGAUUGAGCGUGCUUUUGUUCAUCUUGAUUACGAGUACAGUCACAAACCUGAGCAUGCUCAAGCACACACUUAGCAGCAGUAAGGAAAAACAAUGCCUUCUUGCUUUCUUCAUUUGCACUUUCAUAACUCGUCAGUUGUAAAUGUGAACCAUUUCUGAAUGUUGAGAAUCUGAACUUAGUGCAAGUCACUGAGAAGUUGCUAGCUAUAUUCGUCCGCCCCUAGCUUCAAUUCCAACUUUCUGGCAUCCUACGAAUAUUUUAAAUGUAUAUCACUAUCACAAUAGGCUUAUCAGGCAAGACCCUCCAGGCUCCAUUUGGGAGAAGUAGAAUCUUGUUGUUACCCUUUCCAGUUGUAUUAUUUGUUUUUGUACAGUGCACUAUUUCUACCUUAAUUAAGGAUUUAAGGUGUUGUGUGCUGGUUUUGUUGUUUCUAACAUGUGCAAAUAUAAUUUCUUUUUAUAAGAUCCA